AUGACACGCACGUCGAAUCCACCAAUCCUCUCGCAGCUCCAGAGCGCAAGGAGCUAUACCGAACAGACGAGCGCUCUGCGGGCUCUCAAGAACGAUGUUGUCGGGCACGCACAGAAGAAGGAGAUAUGGGCUGAGCUAGGCGCACUGGAACCCAUCGUCAAGAUACUCAAUGCUUCUCGGUCUCCGGCCAAGGUCAACGGCAAAGAUACCCGCCCGAGCUCCAACUCUCGGUGGUUGAACGAGGAAGAAACAGUGAGGCUUCAGGCUCUACAAUUGUUGGCAAGCUUUGCCAAUGGGGGCACUGCUUUCGUCGAGCCACUCCUAGCUGCGAGCGCGCUGCCAGCCGUGUUGGACAAUGUGUGUCCAACUACAAACGCUCCUUUGCUCGUCACUACGGCACUACGCGUCCUCCUCAACAUCAUCGAAGCUUCCACUUUGUCAACUACGAGUUCGCCAAUAGACAUGCAAGCCUCAGCUUUGGCUUCGAUCUUGGAGGCAUUGACUGUCAUCAUCUCGGACUCUCGCUUCAGGGCCUGCAUGUUGUUAUGCUCGCCGGCUAUCAUGGCCAUCUUCCCUGCUCUGAAAUUCAACCCGUCCAAGGAAGUCCGAGCGCCUUGGAACUCCCUAGAGGUUAGCGGUCUCGGAUACGCGCGCCAGCAGAACCUCAGCGCUCUGGACUAUCUACUACCCGCAAUCCCUAUACAUCAAGGCCGGAUCCCUGGUUCGCAGCAGUCACACUUUCCUGCUCUGGGUUCGUCGGAGGCGCGGGAGCGGGCUCGUUCGGCCGCAAGCAAAUACAGCUCUACGGCUUCCGUUUGGGAGACUUCCCGGUUCGAGUUGUUCGGAAACGAGACAGAGCCGGAAGAAGAACAGGAGACUCCUCUGAUACCGUGGCUGAUACUCUUGGUCAGAUCGCGACAGGGUCUGGAUCGGCUGAUGGCUGCCAAUCUCCUCACUUCACUUUUUAGGUCUGGGUUUGGCAGCAAGUAUCUGAGAGAGACCAGCCUCUGCCUUCUAGUUGUUCCUGUCCUUAUGGAGAUGCUCGAACACCUUCAGGCAGCACCGCCAGUGGUGAAGUCUCCCCUGGUUGAUGCAGACGCGGCGCUCAAAUGGACGAUACUGGAGCGCACGCCAGCCAUCCUUGCCCGAAUAAUCACAGACAGCGAGCCGCUUCAAAAGGCUGCUUUUGACUGCGGUGCCGUCAAAUGUUUCAGCAAGCUCCUCAAAGACGCAUAUGAGCCAAUUCCACCAUCGGCUUACGCUAAGGUAUGGUCACCACAGGCCGACACUACGAUGGAGACCGAAAGCACCCCUCCUUCUCGCGCUCUGGGAUCAGAAGGACAACCGCCGCUCCUAGCUCACAGGGUGCGGAUGCGAGAAAGUGCACUCAAGGCGAUAGGGGCUCUGGCGGCCGGCAAGGACGAAUAUCGUAAGGCUUUCGUUGUGGAGGACGUCGUUGCUCACAUUGUGCAAUCAUUAUCACCCACGCCCGGCAAGCCGUCAAAUCCCAAGGAUCGCAGCAAACCAAAUGAACCAGAUGGGCCAAUCCGUGACGGAUCCGCGUCUGACCACAAUUCUGGUUAUGGUAGUAACCCGCUGUCGGUCUUGAUCGCGGGCUGCCACGCUGUGAGAAUGCUGUCUCGGUCAGUGAGUAUCCUCAGGACAUCUCUGGUUGACUAUGCUGUGGCCGUGCCUCUAUUCCGGUUCCUCAGGCACCCUGACGUGGAUGUCCAAGUUGCUGCCACUGCUGCGAUUUGCAACUUGGUCACCGAAGUCAGCCCCAUGAGAGAGCUCCUGGCCGACCGGGGUGUGAUGAAAAUACUGUGUGAGCAUGCGCAUUCUCUCAAUGCGGCACUGCGUCUUAACGCUCUCUGGGCACUGAAGCAUUUCGUACAUGCGGUUGACACCGAAACCAAGAGGCAUUGUCUGGAAGAGCUUGAGUCUGGAUGGCUUGUGCAGCUUAUUUGUGACGAUACUGAAGACGAUGCUCUGUUCCUUGCUAGGUCUAAGCUGGACAAGCAGAAUGCCGUUGACACUGGAGACGAUUUGGAUGGCGAUGUCGAGAUGGAUCAGGCUGAUCCGUUAUCCAAAUCGUGGUUGGGUUCACAGGACGCAGAAGGCAAACGAUCGGUCAAGUUACGUCAAACCGAGGCAAAAUUGGCAGCUCUUCGCGAGGCCGAAAUCAAUCCUUUGCGGAAAGCCCGUAAUGACGACCUUGCCAUUCAGGAGCAGGGCCUCGACUUCAUAAGGAAUUUGAUCGGGGCAGGUGCAUCUGGACCACAACCUGAUGCGUCAAGCGAUACCACGGAGAUGAUUGAGUACCUUUUCAACGAGUUGGGGCAGGACAGAUUUUUUGAUAUCCUAGCCAGGAAGCUCCAGGCCAAGGUACUUCAUCCAACGUCAAGACGGUCCACGGGUUCAGGACGAGAGGCUCGAGUCCUCUACCCUCAGGCCAAGAUCAUCGAGGCCGUUGUGUUCAUCCUCGUUCACAUGGCGGCGAGCAUUCCGCGCCAUCGACAACUGGUUAUUGCACAAACAGACUUGCUCAAGCUGUUGGCAAAUCACUUCAAUAGCAAGGACAAAGAAGUCCGGGUUGCCCUUUGUCACUUGAUCAGCAACCUCACGUGGCAGGACGACGACAAUGAUGCACGGGGAUGCGCCCAGAGGGCGUACGAGCUGAAGAAGCUGGGCUUUCUCACCAAACUUGAGGGAUUAGAAGACGACAGCGAAUUAGACGUGCGAGAACGGGCCAAGAGUGCAGUGUGGCAGAUGAAGCAGCCUGGCACAUACUAG
Molecule: messenger RNA, 2793 nt
Organism: Colletotrichum fioriniae
Lineage: Eukaryota; Fungi; Ascomycota; Sordariomycetes; Glomerellales; Glomerellaceae
Source: RefSeq, a predicted model, not a curated record